Messenger RNA from Malurus melanocephalus (red-backed fairy wren), 1625 nucleotides. Its product is annotated as insulin-like growth factor I. The transcript has 3 exons. Lineage: Eukaryota; Metazoa; Chordata; Aves; Passeriformes; Maluridae. Bases 242 to 700 code for a protein of 152 amino acids. Gene Ontology annotation, molecular function: hormone activity. The record is from RefSeq and is a predicted model, not a curated record. Gene Ontology annotation, cellular component: extracellular region.
UUCCUGUCUACAGUGUCUGUGUAAUGUAGAUAAAUGUGAGGAUUUUCUCUAAAUCCCUCUUCUGUUUGCUAAAUCUCACUGUCACUGCUAAAAUCAGAGCAGAUAGAGCCUGCGCAAUGGAAUAAAGUCCUCAAUAUUGAAAUGUGACAUUGCUCUCAACAUCUCACAUCUCUCUGGAUUUCUUUUUUCUCAUCAUUACUGCUAACAAAUUCAUUUCCAGACUUUGCACUUUUAAGAAGCAAUGGAAAAAAUCAACAGUCUUUCAACACAAUUAGUUAAGUGCUGCUUGUGUGAUUUCUUGAAGGUGAAGAUGCACACUGUGUCCUACAUCYAUUUCUUCUACCUUGGCCUGUGUUUGCUCACCUUAACCAGUUCUGCUGCUGCUGGGCCAGAAACGCUCUGCGGGGCUGAGCUGGUGGACGCUCUCCAGUUCGUCUGUGGGGACAGAGGCUUCUACUUCAGGUUUUAUCCUGGAUGCAGACCCGAAACUUUUCUGAAUUUCACAAAUGGGGAAAAGGAGCGAACAGCCGCUCUCACCAAACUGCUGAACUUCUCACUUCUGCAGAGGCUGCACAGCCUCCUUGGGUUAUUUUGGCACCUCCUCUUCUGGCAAGCAACGAGGAGUUUAGAGGAAUUUAGAAGAAAAAAACAAGGGAAAAAAUUAAUMCAGCUUUCCCAAACCACAAAAAAUUCGAUUUAAUUCGGGAUACAUUUUGCCCACAGUUUCAGUGAGAGCAAUGGUCAWAUUUAAUCCAAAAAAUUACUCUUGAUGGAAAGAACUCAAAAAGGUUUUGCUACAGAAGACCUAAGAGAAAGAAAUAUUGUGCUGUUGGCAUCUAUAUCCACACUAAAACAGUAUAAAUACAGUGCAGGAGGUUGUAAGUAUCAUUUUAUCAUUUUUUUCAAUAMAAUUUGAGUGGAUAAUUAAGUUAAUUUGGAUGUGCUGUUAARCAAAAAACUUUUCAACUGCACAUCUAAAAUCCUGAUAAUAACUUAACCUCACCAGGACAUUCACCCACUCCUUCAGUUUUAUCAAAUCAGAUAGGAGAAGCAAAGAUGRAAAAUUACAAGGAAUUUGGUGUUUAGGUGGUUUUCCUGUGUGGAAGCAUUGUGUUCUAUCCUGUUUGAUAUUUAUGURUAUCAAUACCAGGUUUAAUUGUAGGAUUUACGAUUAACUACUUUAGAAAAGUUAUUUGAAAAUAUUUAUGAUCUCAUUAAGUCAGACUGGGUACCAACAGGGUAUGCCUGAACUUAAUUUUCUUUAUACAUCUUGUCUCUGAAUUUAAAUGCUGGAUUCUUAAUUUCAGACACAGCUAAGUAACUUGUGACUACAGAACAAAAUAUCUAAAGCCUCACAUCAGAGAUACUCGUGCUGGUGCUGAUGUCCAGACAGAACUCAGAAUCCAUGCUUUCAGACGAUCUCAAGAUUUCCUCAAAGUCCUCCAGGUUUUGAGAUCUAUUAGCACUUAAAGGGAUAAAAAAUGAACAAUAGGUGUUGGACACCUGAGAAUUAAAAUUUGAUGUUAUUUCUAACAGCCAACAGGGGAAUAAAAGAGAUUCUGUAGAAAUUUUAUAGGAAUUAUUURUUUCUCCUGUCUCAUUUGAUCUGAUACUAUGUAAGCCCU